GCCAAUCGAAGUAUAUAUCUGUAUAAAGACCUCAUGUUUCGAAACACUCAUUUUCACUAUACAUCUUUGCAAGAGAAGUCUGCAAUUUUCAGUAAGUAUAAGGUUGCAAGAUGAGUGACAAUGGGAAGAGUCAACAAAAUCCAAGUGAUGAGCCUAAAGUUGACAAGAGUGAUAAUGGGAAGAGUCAACAAAAUCCAAGUGAAGAGCCAAAAGUUGACAAUAUGAGUGAUAGUCAACAAAUUGCAAGUGAUGAGCCUAACUCUAGCAAGAUGGGUGAAUUCGAAAAUGCCUUGAAGAAGGAGGGUGAAGAAGGGCUCAAGGACGCUUUCCGCGUCCUCUGCCCCCGUGAAGAUGGGAAAUGUACCCUUGAAUGUGACCAUCUUCAGCGUGCAGUCAAUGCUCGAGGUUCAGAAAUCACAGAGGAAAAAGCCAAGGAGAUUAUUCAAGAAUUCAGUCAACAAGGCUUGUUUAGUUGUGAAGACUUUGUCUACAUUGUCAAAGCAAUCGUCGCGGUGAAAAACAAUGGCCUCGAGAAAGCUUUCGAAAUCCUCAGGAAAGAUGGCACAGUAGGUGUCAAAGAUGUUCAACUCACUGCUAUUCUUCGAGAUGUCAAACACCAAAAUGCCAAAGAGAUGAUAGGCCAAGUUAAUAAACCUAGAGGCUUAUUUAAUUGCAAGGAGUUCCUUCAAAUUAUCAAGUAAGAAAUUACUCCCACCACCAAAUUUUAUGUUACAGAAAAGUUUAGCAUAUUUUUUUCCUUUAAUAUUUGUGACUUUUUCUAAUUUAUGUAGUAUUUCUUAAAAUAUGGAUCAAAACAUGGUAGAAGCUUUGAGGACCAACAGCAUUAUUAAGUCGUAGAUAAAAUCAAAUAAUUUGUUUAGUACGACUAAUUAUUUUUAGAAUAAAACAUAUAUGUAAUAAAUCUAAAUUCUUAUAUAUUAGUCAAAUCAAUGAUAUAUAAUCUUUUCGUUCAUAUAUAAAUGUGUCACUUUGAGAUGGCACAUAUUUUAAUAAUGGAAAGGAAAUUGAGUGGAAAAUUUUAUGGAAUAUGAAUCAUAUUUCAAUAAAUUUUCUUCUUCUGUAUAAUAAAAAUUUUAGGUGAUAGUGUAGUGCGGAAUGGUAUGGUACAUACUCCUUCCGUCCUUCUAUAGCCGAGUCGUAUUCAUUUUUGAAUUAUCCCACUAUAGCUGAGUCGUUUCUUUUUUUUUGGGCAAAAAGCAAGAACUUUUCUUCUCUCUUUUUUUACUCUCUCUUAUUUUAUUCUCUCUUCAUCUCUUUACCUUUUUCCUUUCUACUUUAUUAUUCAUUUACUUAGCUCACUUAACACAACUUUUCUUAAAUCUCGUGCUAAAAAGAAACACCUCUACUAUAGAGGAACGGAGGGAGUACUUUAUGUGAGCAAUACCAUCUUUCGAAACACGUUUACUGUUGUUUUUUAUAUAUUAUUGCCAUUUUUAAUUUUAAAAAAAGUCAAAAAAUUAAAGCUUGAUUUGUUAUUUUAUUUUAUAUUUAAAGUUGUAUAGAAAACGAAUAAAUUGAGCUUUGAUUUUUAUUAAUUUUUAAAAUUUAAAAAUGUCAAUAACUUUUUAAAUGAAUUAGAUUAACACUUAAUAUACUAUAUAAAACAAUGCAAACACCGUUAAACGUAGGGGUGGUUAAGUACGAUAUACCUUACCGUAUGCGAAAAAAUCGUACCUUUACCUUACCAAAAUUUUCGGUAUACCGAAUUUCGGUAUGGCAAAAUUUUAUACUGAUACCUUACUUCAUUUUUGGUAUACCAUACUGAAGUUCGGUAUACCGUACUUUGAGGUAUACCUGAC
Messenger RNA from Salvia splendens (bonfire salvia), 1820 nucleotides. RefSeq lists its product as uncharacterized. Lineage: Eukaryota; Viridiplantae; Streptophyta; Magnoliopsida; Lamiales; Lamiaceae. Bases 111 to 701 code for a protein of 196 amino acids. The record is from RefSeq and is a predicted model, not a curated record. The transcript is spliced from 3 exons.